AUGUCGUCAUCCGGCGAUUUUGGAAAUCCUCUGCGGAAGUUUAAGCUCGUCUUUCUCGGCGAACAGAGCGUGGGCAAAACAUCGCUAAUCACCAGGUUUAUGUACGACAGCUUCGACAACACAUACCAGGCCACGAUCGGCAUAGACUUCCUCUCGAAAACGAUGUAUCUAGAGGAUCGAACAGUGAGAUUACAGCUGUGGGACACUGCCGGUCAGGAGCGGUUCCGGUCGCUGAUACCAUCCUACAUUCGUGAUUCAACCGUAGCGGUAGUGGUGUACGACAUUACAAAUGCGAAUUCAUUUCAUCAAACAUCGAAAUGGAUCGACGACGUGCGAACGGAGCGUGGUAGUGACGUGAUUAUAAUGCUAGUGGGAAACAAAACCGAUCUUUCCGACAAGCGUCAGGUGUCGACGGAAGAAGGCGAGCGAAAAGCGAAAGAACUGAAUGUAAUGUUUAUCGAGACUAGUGCGAAAGCCGGCUAUAACGUUAAGCAGCUUUUCCGAAGAGUCGCCGCCGCCCUGCCAGGCAUGGAUUCGACCGAGAACAAACCACCAGAAGACAUGCACGAGGUUGUGCUGAAAGAUUCACCGAACGAAACAAAAGACCCGGAAGGUGGCUGUGCAUGCUGA
Molecule: messenger RNA, 630 nt
Organism: Anopheles marshallii
Lineage: Eukaryota; Metazoa; Arthropoda; Insecta; Diptera; Culicidae
Gene: Rab6
Product: ras-related protein Rab6
Exons: 6
Coding region: 1-630 (209 amino acids)
Molecular function (GO): GTPase activity; GTP binding
Source: RefSeq, a predicted model, not a curated record